Thecamonas trahens ATCC 50062 is the source of this 2104-nucleotide messenger RNA. Its product is annotated as arginine N-methyltransferase 2. NCBI's taxonomy places the organism in Eukaryota, Apusomonadida, Apusomonadidae. The coding region runs from base 7 to 1101 and encodes 364 amino acids. Gene Ontology annotation, biological process: creatine biosynthetic process. The transcript has a single exon. The record is from RefSeq and is a predicted model, not a curated record. Gene Ontology annotation, cellular component: nucleus; cytoplasm. Gene Ontology annotation, molecular function: guanidinoacetate N-methyltransferase activity; protein binding.
AGAGUCAUGGCAUCGACAGCGACAUCGACGGCAACCGAAGCCGAGCUCAAGGCCGAGUACACACCACUGAUGCAUGCUAUUGAGGAUGGGAAGAACGAAGAGGCGCUCAAGCUCAUUGCCGACCGUGCUGAUGUCCGGGACCAGGAGUCGGUCCGUGGCUUGUCGCCGCUCAUGCUGGCGGCAGGAAGCGGGAAUCUCGACGUGGUGAGCGCACUGCUCCUCGCCGGCGCUCCGUGGAACGCCCUGGAUCGGAAGGGCUACUGCGCUGGCGACCACGCUCUGCUCAAUGGUCACCAGGAGGUUGUCGACGUUCUGGUCAACGCAGGUGUCCAGGCUGAGCUCAUCUUCAAGGCCCUCCGCGGCAAGUCGUCGCUUCCGCCGGCCAAGUCGUCGCGCCCGGCGUCGGGCACGGAUGACGCUGCCGCGGCGGCAGCGGCGACCGAGAGUGAGGCCGAUCCGUACCUUCGCUCCGAGGUCCGGUACGAGGGCGACAACCUGAUCGACGACCGCGAGCGCGGUGUGAUGAUGGAGUGGGAGAAGCCACUCAUGAUUGCGCACGCCAAGGAGCUGUGCGCAAGCGGCGGCGACGUGCUCAAUGUCGGCUUUGGCCUCGGGCUCAUCGACACGGCCAUUGCCGAGCUGGGCCCGCGCUCGCACACCAUCAUCGAGGCCCACCCGCAGGUUUAUCAGCGGAUGCUCGAUCUUGGCUUUGACAAGAAGCCCGGCGUCCGCAUCGUGUUUGGCCGCUGGCAGGACGUCAUCUACGACAUUGGCACCUUUGAUUCUGUCUUCUUUGACACCUUUUCCGAUGUCAACGACCUCGACGAGUUCCACGACGUGCUGCCCAUCAUUCUCCGUGACGGCGGUCUCUACUCGUUCUUCAACGGCAUCACGCCCGACUCGCUCUUCUUCCAGGGCGUCGCCUGCCAGACCAUUCAGAUCUCGCUUGCCGAGCUCGGCUUCACCACCGAGUUUGAGCCAGUCGACCUCGACGUGUCGGAGGACGAGUGGCAGGGCAUUUCCAACCGCUACUUCCGCUCGUCGACGUACUACCUGCCGCGGAUCCGCAAGCCGCGCCCGGGCGCCGCGUCGGCGCAGUAACUUCCGCCGAGCUGACGCCAUGGCGUAUCAGACUCGCGACCGCAGCUCACGCUGCAGGUCGACAACCGAGUCGCAGCCGUCAAACUCGUGGCACGAGCCCGAGUCGGACGAGCCGGCCAGCGCCAGGUCCGGAUCGUGGACGGCAGCAGCGUCACUCCCGCGGCCAGUCACGGCGUGGCUCGCGGUGUACUUGCCCCACGAGUAGAUGCUGAUGCCGAGGAGGGUGAGCGCAAUGCCUGACACAAAGCGCACGGUGAGGGUGACGUCGGCAAAGAGAAGCGAGCCGAGCACAUCGGUCAGCAGCGCCUUGGCGUUGCCCACAAUCGUCGCCGUCAGCGGCGACGACUCGGUUGUCGUCACGAACAGUGAGUAGUUGAGAAGAAAGCCGAUGGCCGCCGAUCCGACCACAAUGCCCACCGUCAGCAGCAGUGAAGCACUCGAGUCCGUGGCAAACGCGGCUGCCACAUACACGUCCGGCUGUCGCCCGCCGAGCAUGUGGUGCGGCACAAGGGUCUCAAAGACGAGAAAGGCGGUGAGAGCCACAACGCACGAGCUCACGUUUGUUCGCAGCAGCUGCGCAAACGGCCGGCUCUGCCCCACGGCGCCUAGCGCCACCAGGUACCCGGCCGCGCACACCAUCGAGCACCCGGUGAGCGCGUAGCCUUCGAACGAGUACGCGGCGUCGGCCAUGCCGGCUGUCAGUGCACCGACGCAGAUUAGGACUACCGACGCCAGCGUCGCGCCCAUCGGCUCGGGCAACCGUCCAUACAACAUGUACUGCAGGAUGAGGACGACGGCAACAAGCAUUCUCCGGAUGGCUCCAAACAUCGGCAGCGAGACAUACUUGAGGGCAAGGACCGAAAACGCGUUGUUGCCCACAAACAAAACGGCGACAGCAGCAUCUUUCCAGUUCUGUUUUGGCGAGUGUCCCGAUGGCGGUGAAUAGGAUGCUAAUGCUGACGCCGAUGUGCCGGCACCAGGAGCACUCGUCCGAGCCGAGCCA